AUGUCAAUUAGGCCUCUCACGUUAAACGGUUUAGAUGAGCCAGAAACCUCUUUUGAAGAACUGAAUACAACUCUACCUCGCUUUCAAUCCCAUGAAACAUUAACUUUGGAAGAAAACGUGCCACCAUUGAGUACAUCAACUUAUAUACCGCCUCCAUCCUCGGUAGGUACUUCUGACACUGGCACGGUAUUUUCCAAUAGUACCAGCGCGUUUUGGUCUAAUAAGCAAGCAGACGAUGAUCAGGACAUGGAGGUAGACCAGGAUGAUGAAUUUCUAAAUGACUUCCAGGAAUUCCAAAAUAAAAAGGAUGAUUUUGACGAUGCUAUUAAAACAAAUUUUCAUUUGAGAAAUGGAUGUCGAACUGGCCCUUUCAAAAACGACAUUUUCGCAGAAGAGUUUGAUAGAAAACUGAGUUUGGAAGAUAAACCAAGGCUAAAGCAACCUAGAUCAAUGAUGGAAUUGAAACCAAAAAGAAAACUAUCAAAUAGCGUCACUUCAAGAAACUUAAGGUCUGGUAAUUCUGUAAGAUUUAAGAAAUCUAUGCCUAACUUAGCUUUAGUUAAUCCAGCUAUCAGAGAAGAAGAAGAGGACGAAGAACGAGAAAGAGAAGAUCAACGAGAGUUUAAUUACAAGAUUGAUAACGAUACGCAGGACACAAUUUUGGCGAAAUUCAGUUCAGAUGAUGAAGGUGACUUUCUGACAGGAUUUGAAGAAUUAGAGGGUGAAGCAAUUGAUGAAACGAUUUCUUCGAACGAUAAAGAAAGUGCCGACCAUCCGCGUUUCUUAAAGAAGUCAUCCUCAUCUUUGCCAUUAAAAAUAUCACCUGCACAAUAUGAUAUAGUAAAGCAUGACGAAUUAUUAACUCCAGGUCUUCAUAGGCGACAACGAGAUUGGAAUACCCAGCAGGAACUGGACUCUUUUAAAGAAAAACGAUCAGUAAGACACUGUUCUAAUCAAAAUGUACAACUCAAUGGUCCAGCUAAAAUCAAAACAAUAAAACAGCAAAUUGAUCAUAAUACUCCAAUGAAGAAAGGUUCUAUGAUAUAUAACCCGAAAACUAUGAAGUGGGAAGGAAAUGAAAACGUCUUAAGCAAAUUUAGUGAUGUAGACACGGCAAACAGGAAAGCUUUAUUGAUAAAAAACAAGCUACAACGAGAUGCAGAUUCUAAGAAGCAAAAAUAUUCUGAUCUACAGCAUGCAAGAGCCACUUCGAGAAAUCAAAAGGUCAUCGGGAACAUGAUUUUAGAUGAACAAAAUUUAAGAUGGGUUAGUGUUUCAGAGGAAGAAGCAGACCCUUUUGCAGGCAUUCCUGAGAUAAACUUACCACCAGUUGGCAAAAGUAUGAAAAAACGUAGCUCCUCACCAUUUUUGCGUUCCAAAAGCCAAGUUAAUACGCCAUUUGUUUCAAAUGACAAUGAUGGCGUUUAUCAAAGUACGGCUGCUCAAGCAAGACUCCGUAAAUACCAUUCAAUGAGGACACUUAACGGUACAACAGAAACUCCAGAAAUAAGCUCUACUUUCCAUUUGAGUUCAAGAGCAUUGGAAAAAUUUUACCACGAGGAGAACAGGUGGUGUAAAAAGUUAGCCUCAUGGUUUAUACCCCGAGAUGAGACCAUUAUCAGUGUUGAUGAGGAAACAAUCAUGGAUGAAAGUACGGUCAAUAGCAAGAGAAAAUCCUAUAUGUAUGAAAUCAGGAACAUGGUAAUCAAUUCGACAAAAGAUUAG
Saccharomyces cerevisiae S288C is the source of this 1725-nucleotide messenger RNA. It is a transcript of the gene BFA1, whose product is annotated as Bfa1p. Lineage: Eukaryota; Fungi; Ascomycota; Saccharomycetes; Saccharomycetales; Saccharomycetaceae. Gene Ontology annotation, biological process: negative regulation of exit from mitosis. Gene Ontology annotation, molecular function: GTPase activator activity. The record is from RefSeq and is marked reviewed. The transcript has a single exon. Gene Ontology annotation, cellular component: spindle pole; SIN/MEN two-component GAP complex; spindle pole body. The coding region runs from base 1 to 1725 and encodes 574 amino acids.